This is a messenger RNA of Penaeus monodon (black tiger shrimp), 3921 nucleotides long. Its product is annotated as MAM and LDL-receptor class A domain-containing protein 2-like. Lineage: Eukaryota; Metazoa; Arthropoda; Malacostraca; Decapoda; Penaeidae. The coding region runs from base 178 to 3921 and encodes 1247 amino acids. The transcript has 24 exons. Gene Ontology annotation, cellular component: membrane. The record is from RefSeq and is a predicted model, not a curated record.
UUCCCUCAGACUUCGAAUUGGACGGAAGCUUACCUCGGCAUCGCCUCGUCCUUGAAAUUCGUUAUCGAGAUCGUGGGCAUUCAAGGCAGCAACCCGCUCGCUAACAUCGCACUCGAUGAUAUACUCUUUACGCCGUCUAUCUGCCCUGAGAACAGCGGCGGCCUAGGAACAGACACCAUGGCGUGCACAUUCGAACAGGGAGGCGAGUGCGGCAUGCAUGACAACUCCGGCACAGGCUGGGUACCCGAGAGAGCGACGCAGGCCGACCACACCACACACACGGCACAAGGCCACGUCUUCGAGCUUCGCGGAGGAGGAGGAAAACUCAAGACAAAGGUGAUCAAGACACCGAAGCUGAAGAGCAACGCUGCUCAGUGCCUGACCUUCUUCUACCGAUCUGAGGGCAAGGAGGAGGCGACGCUGACGGUUUGGGUGGAAUCCAAUGGGCACACUGUUAGCGAGAAGAACACCCUUGUGAAGAUGGCUCAGCCCACGUGGAGAGCGUCUUACGUCAACAUCUUCGAAUUCUUUGGGGAAAAUAUCAAGGUCGUAUUCGAAGGGAAAGUCGGCGACGACCACGAGACAGUGAUCCAGUUGGACGACCUGGUCCUGACCGACGGCAACUGCCCGAGCAUCCAAGGCAACUGCGACUUCACUGACGAAACCACUUGCCUCUGGACCAACGAGGAGGCCGGCCUGCAGUGGGUCGUGUCGGAUAGCCAGUCCUUCCACCGAUUCAACGGGCCAGCGAGUGACGGCGAGAAGACCCACUACGCCCUCUUCGAGACGGGUCCUCACCACCCCAGCGGCUCCAUCGCUCGCCUCAGCAGCCCCACCAUCGUGUCGGACGGAAUCACGCAAGAAGUCUGCUUCAAGUUCUCGUUUGCUGCAUCUUCCGAACACGCAGGGAAAUUAUCAGUGCUGAUGGUAGACGUAGGCGAAGUCAGCGAACAAGUGCUGUGGGAACUCUACAUGACAGGAGACUAUGCUGACUCUACGUGGCAUGAGGCUCGGGUUCUCGUGCGGAGUCCGCCAAAGAACUACCUGUUAGUGAUGCAAGCGGACUCAUGGGACGGACGGGAAGGUUAUAUCGCCGUGAACUCCUUCGUUACUGACAUACAGUUUUGUGCCCUGACCCCCCCGGACGCCGCCCCCUCUCAGAUCCCUCCGUCCUCCCUGCCCCCGGAGACGACCACCCCCGAGCCGGUCCUUCCCCUGGCUCCCCUCAAGUGCGACUUCGAGGACGCCGAGAAGCCUCUGUGCGACUUCCUGCAGGACUCGGGCGAAUACGAUGGCCUCUGGAACCGGGUCGAUGCCUCGUCGCCCCCCUCGCCCUUGCAUCCGGGCGUGGACCACACCUUACACACAGGCGCUGGGCAUUACAUUGCAGCCGCCAUGCAGCAGGACAGCCCAUACAAUCAGUCAACAGCUAGACUGAAAACACCGAGAAUGGACAACAACUUGGAGUACUGUCUUACUUUCUUCCUCCACCACAUAGGCGACCGCCCCCCUCCCUUGAUUGUGAACGUUGAGGUACUGAUUAACUUGCCUUGGGACGGGCCACAGCAAGUGGAAGUGCUUCGGCGAGAGUCUUCCCUGCACGACACCUGGGUCUUCGUCGAGAGGGAUAUCCAAGCGAAUAUUAUCGAAACCAACAUCCGGAUCAGCAUCGAAGCCAAGCUUAGCACCUACCAAGACGGAGAUGCCUCACUGGAUGACUUGAGGGUGUCGGUAGGCCGGUGCCCCGACCACGACAGCAUGUCCUGCUCCUUCCAGCAAGGGCUGUGCGGCUACGAGCAGGAACAGGAGCUGGACGACCUGGACUGGCUCUGGCACGACGGGAAAGGAGACGACGACGUCUUCCUGCCUCUCGAAACCCACUGGCACUUCUACUACGCGUACCUCAAUACCUCCGCUCCGCCGGGAUCCACCGGCGUUAUGUACACCACGGAGCUCCGCCUCGCGUCGCCGCACUGCAUGGUCUUCAACGCCCACAUCCACGCGGAGAAAGGCAAGUCGGCCGUCCUCGAAGUUCUGAACGUCGGGGAGGGCACCAUCGCCGACGGGCAGCUCCUGGGCCGAUUCGAAGACUUAGGGCCAGACUGGGCCACUCUUCAGGUCGUGUUGCCCCCGUCCGAACGCCCCAUGCGCCUAGCCUUCCAGGGCAUCAUUCCCAACAACGAGAACUUCGAACACUCCACCUUGGCCGUCGACGACAUCUUCAUCCGCGCUGGAGGCUGCGACCCCCCGGGCUACUGCACCUUCGACGGCUACCUGUGCACCUGGUUCAACAACGAGAACAUGGGCUCGCUCGUGUGGGAGUCCUCCGGGCCGGGGGAUCUCUCGCUCGAGACAAGGCCGUAUGCAGACUCGACGCAGAGGGACCACUCGGGAGGUUUCAUGUUUAUUGAAGCUGAUGAAGCCUUGUCAGGGAAAAGGGCCUGGCUCAUGAGUGACAGGCUGGCAGCCUCGGGUCCCCAUGAACGAUGCCUCAUUUUCUGGUAUCACAUGUACGGCGCCAAAGGUACCAGUCUUUCAGCCCACACUUACUGGGAGGAGUUCGGACAGGUGACAACACUGUGGGGGUUGAAGCCGUCGGAAGCGCGUUGGGAUUCGGGAUGGCAGUAUGCAGCAGCGCCUUUCAGUAAUUAUGUUCCGAUCCAGCUCGUCUUCGAGGCCGUGCUGGGUUCCGGCUUCAUGGGCGACGUGGCUAUCGACGACGUGCUCGUGGCCUCCGGCGGCUGCGCCCUCCAGCCGGCCGAAGCCACGUCUGGAGUCAACUACACGACCCCCGUCCUCCCCACCCUUGUACCCCCGUCCACCGUCUCCCCCGAUCUAAUGUACGAUUGCUCUUUCGACGAGAACGACCUGUGCGCCUGGACGAGCGACGACAGCGAGGGCACAGGAAACCAGAUGGUGUGGCAGGUUGCCUCUGAUCCCUAUUCAGGUGGCUACGCCUUCUUAGACAUUGCCGGCGAGGACCUUGGCCGCGGCGCCCGGGGCACGUUGAUCUCCCCGGCCAUCUCGGGCACGGCAGGAUCUUGCCUCUCCUUCUCCUACAUCCUGGACGGCCUGCACGAACUCAACGUCUUGAUUCUGAAAGAGACGUUUCUCGAGGAAGUGUGGCACGUUGUAGGUCCCAUUGGCACGGUGUGGGAGGACGCGCAGGUAACCAUCGCCUCUAACUAUGUCUAUCAGAUCAUAUUCGAGGGCGUCAGAGCCUCGUCUCCUGAAGGCACCAUUGCGAUUGAUAACAUCACGCUCUCCUUUGAGGCUUGCAAAAAGAAAGAUGAGUUUUGCGACUUCGAAGGCGGUCACACCUGCGGAUGGCACCCUGCGACCUCCCUGGACUCGGAAACACCUCGCUGGGAGCUCGCAGACGGCCAGUACUCCCACGGGGACCACACCACGGGCGUCCCCGAAGGCCACGUCCUCAAGGCAACCAAUACCUGGAGCAGCUACCAGAACACGGCGCUCUCCAACUCCUCCCUCUACGUCUCGCUGGGGAUAUCCUGCCCUCCCGAGAACAUCUUCGGAAUGCCAGUGGGCGAAUUGGACGCAUGGCUUUUCGUCAGAGUGCCUGUGUCCUACAAUUUAUUCCGACUCCAGCUAGUGCCACCUUUGCCUCCCCGGACAACACUUCUGCCGUGGUUGUCGACGACUUCAGAGUCCAGCAAGGAACCUGUGGACUACCAGAUAACUACGAAAUUAAAACAGAACGGUAUAGCUAACAGACGACACAUUUUCCCAUUCCCAGGCGAGUGUAACUUCAACAACGGCGAUCUCUGCGGCUGGAUUCCCUCCCGGACCGAGAAAGCCUACUGGGAGGUGAUCGGCGGGAGCGACCAUACGUACGGCGACCUUGGAGGCGGAAUGCUGGCACUGAAGGCGGAGAACCACGUACCCGGGACCUUGCCGUGA